Cryphonectria parasitica EP155 is the source of this 2823-nucleotide messenger RNA. RefSeq lists its product as uncharacterized. Gene Ontology annotation, biological process: tetrahydrofolate interconversion. NCBI's taxonomy places the organism in Eukaryota, Fungi, Ascomycota, Sordariomycetes, Diaporthales, Cryphonectriaceae. The record is from RefSeq and is a predicted model, not a curated record. Gene Ontology annotation, cellular component: cytosol. The transcript has 5 exons. Gene Ontology annotation, molecular function: formate-tetrahydrofolate ligase activity; methylenetetrahydrofolate dehydrogenase (NADP+) activity; ATP binding. The coding region runs from base 1 to 2823 and encodes 940 amino acids.
AUGGGGGCCGUCAAGAUCGAUGGCACUGCCAUCGCCAAGAGGAUUCGUGAGAGCCUCCACGCAGAGAUCGAGGCCAAGAAGCAGGUCAACCCGAGGUUCAUCCCAUCCCUGAAGAUCAUUCAAGUCGGUGAUCGUAGUGAUUCUUCUACUUAUGUUCGCAUGAAGCUCAAGGCUGCGUCUGAGGCUGGCAUCCUUUGCGAACUGAUUCAUCUCCCUGCCGAUGUCACCGAGGCAGAGUUGCUCCAGCAGAUCACCAAGCUGAACAACGACCACGCGGUCCAUGGAAUCCUGGUCCAGCUGCCACUUCCUCAGCACAUAUCAGAGUACGCCAUCACAUCGGCAGUGCAUGCAGAGAAGGAUGUCGAUGGUUUCGGCACUGACAACAUCGGGGAGCUUGCCAAGCGAGGCGGCCACCCCCUAUUCACCCCUUGCACCCCACAGGGCGUCAUGGUGCUCCUGAAGGAGACGGGUGUUGACCUCAAGGGCAAGAAUGCCGUCGUGAUUGGCCGGAGUGAUAUCGUGGGGUCUCCAGUGAGCAGUUUGCUCAGGAAUGCGGACGCCACCGUCACUGUAUGCCAUUCCAAGACGCAGAACCUCGAGGCACAUGUGAAGCAGGCCGAUGUUGUCGUCGCCGCUAUUGGUCAGCCUGCUUUCAUCAAAGGCUCAUGGCUCAAGCCUGGCGCCAUUGUCAUCGACGUCGGCACCAACUACAUUCCGGAUGAUACCAAAAAGUCUGGCCAGCGCCUUGUGGGAGAUGUUGAGUACGAGGCUGCAGCCGCGGUGGCUUCUCAUAUCACGCCCGUUCCCGGCGGCGUCGGCCCUAUGACCGUGGCCAUGCUGCUACAAAACGUCGUCAACUCCACCACGCAGUACUUCGAGAAGCAGAAGAGCAGGAAGGUGACGCCUCUGCCGCUGAAGCUGCAGGACCCAGUCCCUUCAGACAUUGCCGUGUCGAGAGCGCAGGUCCCCAAGCAGAUCACCCGCGUGGCUGAGGAGACGGGCAUCGCUCCGGGAGAGCUGGAGCCCUAUGGAGCGUACAAGGCCAAGGUCGACCUGUCCCUCCUCAAGCGUCUGGCCCACCGCCAGAAUGGCAAGUACGUGGUUGUCACGGGCAUCACGCCCACCCCGCUCGGAGAGGGCAAGUCCACCACGACAAUGGGUCUGGCCCAAGCCCUUGGCGCGCACGUUGGGAGGAUCACAUUCGCCAACGUGCGUCAGCCCAGCCAGGGCCCUACGUUUGGCAUCAAGGGUGGCGCUGCUGGUGGUGGCUAUAGUCAGGUCAUUCCUAUGGACGAGUUCAACAUGCAUCUCACGGGAGACAUCCACGCCAUCACCGCUGCCAACAACCUUUUGGCGGCCGCCAUCGAGACCCGCAUGUUCCAUGAGAACACACAGAAGGACGGCCCCUUGUACAGGCGUCUCGUCCCAGCCAAGAAUGGCAAGCGGCAGUUUGCGCCUGUCAUGUUCCGCCGCCUGAAGAAGCUUGGCAUCGACAAGACCAACCCUGACGACCUGACCGAGGACGAGAUCCACAGAUUUGCAAGACUGGACAUCGACCCUGAGACCAUCACCUGGCGCAGGGUGCUCGACGUCAACGACCGUCACCUGCGAGGGAUCACUGUCGGCACAGCCCCUACCGAGAAGGGCCACACUCGGGAGACAGGAUUCGACAUCUCUGUGGCCAGCGAGUGUAUGGCCAUCCUGGCUCUGAGCACAAGCUUGCAGGACAUGCGGGAGAGGCUGGGCCGCAUGGUGGUUGCAACCUCCCGAAACGGCGAUCCGGUGACAUGCGACGACAUCGGCGCAGGUGGGGCUCUGACUGCUCUCAUGAAGGAUGCUAUCAAGCCCAAUCUGAUGCAGUCCCUCGAGGGCACGCCCGUGUUUGUGCAUGCCGGCCCGUUCGCCAACAUCAGCAUUGGCAACAGCUCGAUCCUCGCUGACAAGAUGGCCCUGAAGCUGGCUGGCACGGAGCCCGAUGAGGACCACGAGGCCAAGGCUGGCUUCGUCAUCACCGAAGCCGGCUUCGACUUCACCAUGGGCGGCGAGCGCUUCUUCAACAUCAAAUGCCGGACAUCUGGUCUUGUGCCUGAUGUUGUCGUGGUCGUUGCUACGGUCCGUGCGCUCAAGGUCCACGGGGGUGGUCCUCCCAUCUCCCCGGGUGCUUCUCUUCCGCAGGUGUACAGAGAGGAGAAUGUUGAGGUUCUGCGCAAGGGCUGUGUCAACCUCAAGAAACACAUUGAGAACGCCCGCGCGUACGGAGUGCCGGUUGUGGUCGCUAUCAACAAGUUCUCGACUGACUCGGAUGCUGAGAUUGCUGUCAUCCGCGAGGAGUCGAUUGCUGCGGGCGCCGAGGACGCCAUCCUGUCGAACCACUGGGCCGAGGGCGGCAAGGGCGCUGUCAAGCUGGCCGAGGGCAUCAUCGCCGCCAGUCAAAAACCCAAGAACGAUUUCAAGCUGCUCUACGGGCUCGACGGCACCGUGCAGGAGCGCAUCGAGGCCAUCGCCAAGAAGAUGUAUGGCGCCGAUGCAGUCGAGUUUAGCGAGCUGGCGCAGAAGAAGGUCGACACAUACACCAAGCAGGGCUUCGGAAACCUGCCCAUCUGCGUGGCCAAGACGCAGUACUCGCUGUCACAUGACCCCGAGCUGAAGGGUGCGCCCACGGGUUUCACAGUACCGAUUCGUGAUGUGAGAAUGGCGGCUGGUGCUGGUUAUUUAUACGCACUUGCUGCUGACAUUCAGACCAUCCCUGGUCUGCCCACAGCCCCAGGAUACCUGAACGUGGACGUCGACUCCGAGACAGGUGAGAUCGACGGUCUAUUCUAG